GAAUUUCCAAAGUACGAAGGAGGGACUGUCCAGAGAAGGUAUUCGUCGUUCCGUAAAGUAGUUUGAAAGUUUUCGUGGAAAAUUUUUCAGGAAAAGGAUGAAUAAUAUUGUCCGCAUCCAGCCAAUGCAGUAUGUUCACCUCCUAGAUCUGGUAGGUACAUAACCUGGUACGAUCCUUCAUUUUGAGUGCAUUUAGCAGAUCACUUGUUUGCUUGCAGCUUCGUGUUUUCUGACAGCAGGUUAACUAGCUCACGAUCCUAAAGUUUCGCAGUUAUUUUGAAAUCUAGAUGAUGAAAUUAUCCAUAAUCUGUAGAGUAAUAAAAAUGAUCACGUCCGAAGGAUAUUUUCCGUUUUUGCGCACCUGUUCAUUGCAGUGCUUGUUUUGCAGCCCUAUAUCAGUUACUAGAAAUAUGUCAAUUUCACAAUGCAAUGUUCCGUCUGUUAGUAAGGAAUUUACGUUAAAAAGUUAUAAAUCGAAAUAUUGUAUACAAUCAACAGGAACUCUGCCAGGAUCAAAGUUAUUGAGAUUUUGAUAAAUUUUUGGAAGAGGUCGAAAAUGAAAUAGGGAUUCUGACGUCAAUUGAUUGACGUCACUAUCGCUCGAUUUUUUUUUCGAAGUAAAGAAAACAUAUCAGUCCUGUAGAAUGACAAAGGAUGGAGAGAAUGUUUAUGGGAGGCUGUUGCAUAAAUGAAAAAAUGAAAUUCAUAAAGGAGUUAAUAGUUGAUUCCAAUCACUACUGCUUCCCUGCUCUCCCUCCCCCCCAUCCCCCCCCCCCCCCCCCUCACUUACACCCACACAUCAUCCAAGAAGUCAAGUCAAGUCAAUUUUUAUUUAAACUCACACAGAAUAACUGUAAUUAAUACAAAUUAGCGCUUUAAAAUAUAAUAUAAAUAUAAAUUUAGAUAAAAAGUAUUACUUCAUUAAUUGAAAUAAUAGUAUUUUAACCAUCAAUCACAGAAUUCUUGAUAUAUUGACGAAAACUGGAAAACGGCUUGAUUUUCUUAAGAUCAAUAGAUAAAGAAUUCCAAAGUUUUGGACCAGUGUAAGUGAGAGAAUGAAUGCCGUAUUGAGUGGUAUGAACAGAUUUAACAAACAGAUUAUCAAUCUGUGAUUGACGUGUAUUAUAUGAACGAAUUGAAGAUACUGGGUUAAAAUAAUUAAGAAAACAAGAAGGGCUUAGUUUAUGGUACCACUGAUAAACAAAAGAGAGAGUUUCAAGAUGAAUUAUAUCAGAGAAUUUUAGGAGUCUGAGAGACUUCAGCAAUGGCUCAGAAUGAGAUCUAGGGUCGGAAAAAGUCAUUAUUCUGACGACUCGUUUUUGCAAAGUAGUUACUGGUUUUAGGUAGGUUGGGUAUGUGAGACCCCAAACAGUUUUAACAUUUAUUUUUCCUUAUUAUUAAUGGGGUAAAUUUUUUUAAAAAGCUUUACUUUCUAUCUCGCCUCAGCCUGUGGUUCAAAGGGAUAAUGUGUUACGGGUCAAAAUUGAAUUCAGGGGUAAAAUUGUUUUAAAAAGAUGCCCAUAACAGGAGUUCAUUGGACUGCCAACCUGAAAUUUUGUUUACCUGGGGCAGUUACUAUUUUAUUACAAUACGAGGGUAUGUGUAUGGACCCUUAAUACCUGUCAGGAAAGUGAGCAUGAAAAGUUAUUUUGCCCUGAGAAGGUUAAAUAUGACAUGUCCUGGCUCAGACUCUGGAAAGCCAUUUUUUAAAAUCCCUGAUAAAACCACUUUUUGUGUCAAUGAUCACAUAAAAUUAGUUUUAAAAUGAAAUUCUACUUGUAUUUAUUCAUUUUUCUGUAUUUAGAACACCAAUGUGACAGUCCUGGAAGUUGGACCCAAGAGUUUGAUUCUUCAAGACAAUCAUAAGUUAGUGGAGGGUCCUUUGCCCUUUGUCGUCAUUCCACCUGGUCAUUACUGUGUCAUUGAAAACCCUGUCAAGUAAGAAAUCACAAAUUCUGUUUGUAUAUUUUUGUAGUGGAGUAUAGUUAGACAUUAGUAUUUUUAUUUAUAGUGAUCGCUUUCAUCAUCCAGGAAAUUAUCUUAAAUAAUUUAUGGAAAUGGUUCCAAAUUAUCCUUUUUCAGAUUUUCAUUUGAAAAUGAUCCAUUUAUGGUUUUAGUGUAAGGUCAUUUUCUAAUGAGAACUUUUGGUCUCCGUUCGAGAAAAUGAAAUGAAAUGUCCUGUUAUGGAUGGGUGUUCUUGAUCUGGAAACUGAAUUCAUGAUAAGCAUGUCAGUCAUAAUUACCAAGGAACUAAAUGGAUAACAAUUUUAAAUUGACAACUAAUUCCUCACCUAUAAUACAGUGCAUUUGAAAGGAAAGAAAGUUGAAACCCAUUAAAACUAUUAACUAUAGUUUGUUUGUUGAUAUUUUACAUUUGAGACAACCAUGUGAGCCUGGAAAGCAGUGUGAUUUGAAACAUGGCUACAGAGAAGUAAGAUUUUUUGAGGUAAGUAAAAAUUAAGUGACUUUAAGGCAAAUUCUAAUUUCAUUGACCAGUCGAACAAUUUUUGCCUCCUUGAUGUUGAACUUAACAUGUGCAAUAGUGGGCCAGCCAGUAAAAGCGAUGGUCCAGAGGAAACUCGAUCUCCGGCAGGCUAUACUGGCUAUUCAGUGGAUCACUGCAGCAGUUUUUUGAUAUUUGACGAAUACAAUGGCAACAGUAGUGAACAACAAUAAUUAUCAUUGCAUUCAUUUAGCCGCAAAAACACAUCUUGGAGAAAGUGUUGUAAAGUUGCAGAUCUGUAGGUGUUGGUUCAUGUUCUUCUAUGUCUUUUUUUUUCUCAGUAGUUUAGGGAUAGACUACAAGCUACUUUGUCAUUGUUCAUUUUGUCACAUGGUACAGCUUACUGAUUUGUAUUAAUUUUGGAGUUUUUCUUUCAUUUUGAUUUUGGUCUUGUUUUCUUAUUUGUUAGGAGCCUUUUCCUCUGUACCCUGGUGAAACUAUUGAAGGAGCACAGCAAUUAGCAGGUUCAGCUUUUGCAGUUGAAUUUCUGCUAAGUUACACCUCCCGUAAUAAAGUAGAUACACCUUAUCAACAAACACCAAGCCUUGCUCGGCCUUUAAUUUGUUUCUUUCAAACUUUCCAGUUUGAGUUUGAUUAUGCUAGGAGGCAGAAUAGAAUGGCAAUGCAUUAUAUAGAAAUUCAAAUUUCUUUGAAAUGUUCUGAAUGGUUUUUCUAAUGAUUUGAAUUCCCCUUCCUCUCCAUAGGUGUCCAUUUCCUAUAAAAACACAAUUUAACUGACUUGGCUUUGGGAUUUUCAGUUAGGGAAACUUCUACCUUGUUUAUGAUUAAUGUAUAUGGUUUUUUAAUCUUCUAAUAACACAAUUUUUUCAUGUUGAUUGAAGUAAAAUUACUCUUUUUCCAUCUGCCCAACAAGUAUUUGACCCAUAAAAGAGAUUAUUGGAGCAAUUACAUUGUAUUGCAUUUAAUUUCGAAAUAUUAAACAUAGGAUACAAAUCUGGAAUCAAGGCUCUUCCUGUCAUCGGACCAAAUGAAGGCCUUCAACUAUUAGCAAUUGUCGAUCAUGUGGACGGUGAUGAAGAACGUAAAACUGGAGACUUUUGGCAGCUGGAGGGUCCCCUUACCUACAAGCCAACUCCUUAUGCUGUAUGUUAAUGUUAAAAAUAUUAUCAUUUGAUUAGGCCAUUUAACAAGAGUGUGCUCAGUGUCCUGGCCUUUGAAUAGAAUCAAGGAUGGAGGUUACCUUGUUUUGUUACCGACCUUCCAUUUUUCACUUGUAAAUAGUCAUGUUCAUGGGCUUGUUAGCAUGAGAAUAUAAUGAUUUGCACAUGAAAACCAGGAAGGUUUCAAAGGCCAGGGAACUGAGCACACAACUUUUAAAAUAGCCUUUUAAUCUUAUUGACAGGUAGUUUUAGUUAAUUUUUUAAGGUAAACGUAAUAUUGUUGGUUUUAAGAACUUAGUAGGUAAGUUUGCAACCUUCUUUCACAGAUUUGAAAAGAGACUGUCACAUGAAUUUUGUAUGAAACCCUUUGAUUUCCCCCAUAUGCGACCACCUGUUGUAAGUGACUGCAACUUUAAUUUCUUUUAAGUUAUCAUAUGACACAUACUCUGGUCUCUAUAAUACAUGUUUGUAUUAUGCUACUUAGAAGAAAAACUACAGGGUUGUUUGUCCUUGUUGAGAAAAGAACUCCUAGUUUGUAAUUUGCUAAUUUGUUUUCUUGUUUCUUUUGCAGGAAAUAGUGAAGAGAGUCAAACCUCGCGUGAUUAGACAUGGCCAAGCAUUACGGCUGAAGGCAAAGCAGGCUUUUGUUGACAACAAGGGGCAGUAUGUAGUACAUUGUUAUACCUUAGUUGAGUGAAACUCAGAUUUUUAGACUAAGAUUGCUGGCUUAGAGUAGAAUUCUGUUCACUCAAAUCUGAACUCCCCUGGCCUGCUGUAAUUAAACAACUUUUAGCUUGAAAAAAGUUACUUACUGAGCAAGCAACUUUUCAAGCCCAAUGGCCAAGGGUCCAAGCAAGACAUCAUCCAACUAUCAUUAACUAAAACAAGCAAGUAGUUGCCCUGGGCAAGUGAAAUGUGACAGCUGCUCACCCAAAGAACCUGCUUGAAUUUAAUUUUUUUUAGCAUUGAAGAGAAUUAACCUGGACUUCAUUAACAUUUUCGGAAUUAAAUCAAGCAGUUUUACAUGUUAUUAUUUUAUUUUUUAUCACUAAUUUCUCAGGAAGCGUGUAACUUCAGAAGAAUGGUUGAUCAGAGAUCUUGGUGCAUAUCUGCCAGGAGUUUUUGAAGAGGUUUGAUAGAGUAAUUUUAGGAAAUAAACCCCCUGCUUACGUGAAUUCUUUUUUACCCCUUAACAAACAAUUAUAAAUCCCAAGUUGAUGUACUUUCCUUCGAAAAGAGACUCUAAUGGUGAGUUUCAACAAUGCCACGAUUUCUUGAGCUAGUAAAUUUUAGCACAGGAACCCAUAUUUUACUUUUGUUGUAGACAGUAGACAGACAUGAUUGCAUAUUGUUUGAUCAGUUUAUUGUUGUUUGUUAGGUUGUUGGUGUUGAACGUGCCCACACAAUGACUGAAGAAAAAGCCCUUCACAUGAGAGCAAAGCAAACUUGUAUAGAUGCGCUCGGAAGAAAGAGGUGAAGUCAUUGUUAACAAGUCAAUCUGAAGACUAAUUUGUUGGUGUUUCACUAUAACAGUAGUUUUGACUGAACAACUGCUGUGUAGUUUUUCUUUUUUAUUCUCAAAAAAAUAGAAGUACCUUUAAUGGGGAUUUUCUUGAUCAAAUUAGAAGUCUAAUUUGUUUGUUGUUGUGUUGUAAAAUGAGUAGCGUUAAGUGCGUCUUCUUCUUGCUGAUGCAAUAAAGGCAUUGUUACUUGAGACUAUCUGCAAUGCAGCGUAGCACAUUUGUUGCAACAUUGUUUCGAAUCGUUACAACAUUGUUCAAAUAUUUAAAUGAAGAUAUGAUCACUGCAGUGGUAAUUGCAAUUUAAGCAAUAGACUGCAAAUAAACCGGAAACNUUGAUCAGUUUAUUGUUGUUUGUUAGGUUGUUGGUGUUGAACGUGCCCACACAAUGACUGAAGAAAAAGCCCUUCACAUGAGAGCAAAGCAAACUUGUAUAGAUGCGCUCGGAAGAAAGAGGUGAAGUCAUUGUUAACAAGUCAAUCUGAAGACUAAUUUGUUGGUGUUUCACUAUAACAGUAGUUUUGACUGAACAACUGCUGUGUAGUUUUUCUUUUUUAUUCUCAAAAAAAUAGAAGUACCUUUAAUGGGGAUUUUCUUGAUCAAAUUAGAAGUCUAAUUUGUUUGUUGUUGUGUUGUAAAAUGAGUAGCGUUAAGUGCGUCUUCUUCUUGCUGAUGCAAUAAAGGCAUUGUUACUUGAGACUAUCUGCAAUGCAGCGUAGCACAUUUGUUGCAACAUUGUUUCGAAUCGUUACAACAUUGUUCAAAUAUUUAAAUGAAGAUAUGAUCACUGCAGUGGUAAUUGCAAUUUAAGCAAUAGACUGCAAAUAAACCGGAAACAAAUUUCGGGAUUUCAACGGGAAUCGAACCAUGGUCUUUGCGUUAGCGCUGCAGUGCUCUACCAACCGAGCUAUGAAAACGCAUACAUUGGGAGCAGGCCAGGUCUUAACCUGUGACAAAAUAUAGAAACAUCUUCAUUAUUUUCCAGAACAAAGAGCUCUUAGUACAUAUAAGCAGCUGUUCUAUGAGGCUCAUCUAUGUAUUCUGACUGAAGGGCCGUUCAGUAAUGAGAAUUUACAAAUUGCUUAUCGUUUUGUUCAGAAAUGCAGGAGAUGAGUGGCUUGUCACAUCAGACGAUGCCGAGAUGUACAUACCUGAAGUAUCUGAGGCAGUUGUUGCUGAAGUAUUUAAAACUGUACUGUCUCGUAAGGAGUAUUGUAUAGUUACUGAUCCCAUUGACAGCAAGGGCCGUAACCAGCUUGGGAAAAGGGAGCUUCGGAAAGGAGUCACAAGUUUCUUUUUACAUCCAGGUAACGAUAGGGAAGUAAAGGGGAAGAAGAAGGGAAAAUAGGAGCGAGAAGUUAUAGACUUGUUUUUUCAUUAAAAAUGUAAUUGGUUUGGAUUUUAAUUUAUUCAUAACAGGAGAAGAUCUGGAUGGUGGAAUACUAAAUUCUUACAUUCUAGAAGCAGAUGAAGCUCUGGUACUGUCAGCUAUCGAUCAUUUUGAUGAUGAUUCUGCUAAAAGUGAGUUCUUUCAACAAUCAUUCUUCCACAUGCAAUAUUUUAUCAAAGAAAAAUGAAAUUUUCCCAAAUAACAAUUUUAGGAUUUUGUCGUAGGCGAAUUUCUUGGCGUCGAACGUUCGCGGCAAUUCCGCACAUUUUUACAGUCGAGCUCUAUUCCAUUCAAAGGAUGGUGGCACACACAAUUUCCUCUUUGUGUCCCUUUCCAUUGAUCUGCAGACAUGAAUCUUCCCCGUGAUUGGUUUCCCAAUUGGUCGGUUGGUUGAUUUUUAUUUGCUAGAGUGCUCAAUCGCCUCCCACCCGGGAGGUUUUGCGAUGGAAUCCCUUCGCGGAAAACUUUUCUCUUGAGAGCUUUGUCGAUAUUAAACAGCCUGCGUGGCAGGCUCAAAAAGGGGAGGGGGGAGGGAGAAAAGCGCGAAAGAGGAGAAGAGAGAAGAGAGCGCCUGCAAUAAGAGCCGGUGUUUUUGUAUUCCACCCACCAUUUUCUGAACUAAUCCGAUAACGUCAACUGUCAAUACGUGACCAAUCACAAGUAGGGCCCUUGUCAGCAUGGACCGAACUCAAUUACUUUGUUUACUAGAAAUUGUCAAGUCGAGACGUUUUUUUUCAAGUGAUAUAAUAAUCCAGCGAAACAAAAACAACUUUACUGUUCUUGAUCCCGAAGCAAACACUGCAAACAUAUAGACUACCCUGUCUCCCCAAUCCCUCUCCUAUUUUUCCCUUCCUCCUUAUCCCCCACGCAGGCUAAUAUUAAUUAUUGUUUGUACCGUUAUCUUGUUCAGAGAAGUGUCAUCGAUCUCCUGGUGAUCGGUGGAUGAUCUUUGGUCCAACUGAGUACAUUCCUCCAAUAGAGGUCACUGUUAAAUCAAGAAGGUUUGCAAACUCAUGCGUUUUAUGACCUUAAAAGAACCUCAAGCAACUACAACAGCAGCACCUUAAAAACGUCACUUCAAGCUUUGCAUAGCUUCCUGGCUGUAACCUGUCAGUUACUAAGGACAUUGAAACAACUUGAACCUCGACAGAAGAUUAAUUUGAUCAACCGACGAGUAAAGCAUCUUGUACUUGAUAUAAGAUCGGUUUUAUACGGAGAUCACAAAAUGGUUAAGAUCCUGAUCACCAAAAAAGUAAACGAUGAAAGGGUUUUAAAUGUUACUGCCUUGGCAAAUGUUUCACUGUAGUAAACCAGUGAACGUUGACGCGUGCUAGUAGUAUAGGGUUCACCGAAUUAACCAUUUUUUUGCACUUAAGGUGGCUCGAUACAGUUUUCCAGGGCCAAUACCUCCCAAGUUUGAGCAUAAACUACGUCGCCACAAACAAAGUUUUGAAAUAAUUGUCACCACAGUUGUAUUAGAUAAAGAUGAAAAUUUGUUAUGAUCAGGGUUGCAACGUCAUCGGAGUUGUCAUAGCAACGAAAUGACGCUAUUACCUAUUUUACUUGCAGCAGUAUAUCUCGGCACUAGGAACUGUUUUUCCAAAAUCGUUCACGGGAGCUUUUUCCUCCAAUAGCAGCCUCGAUGUUCGUGAAGUUUAAGCGAAAUCUGUAAGAGCGUUAUCGAGAUAUUUUGGGAUGAAGUUUUUAUGGUUAGAAACACAGUAAAAAAUGGACAAUAUUUCACCUCAUAGUAGUUUCAAUCGUUUUAAAAACGUGUGUGAAAGAUCAUUUAGAUAGCUCCAACCGAUUGCUAGAAAGAAGGGUUUGAUUAGUAUGUAUCGAAGCGCUCUUGCUAGCGGUUUUGUAAACAUUUUGGUCUUCUUUAUCAAAUUAGCGAAUAAUUUUUAAACCGCUCGAUAGAUUUUUAAAAAAAUUUAAGGUUCUUGAGAUUAACCUUCCUUUUAUAUGACCUUUUAGUUUCAAGAUUAUUGAUAUAUUGUAAGGCAGUAAAAUAAGGGCUACAAUUCGCUAAUAUUUUGGCUGAAAUUUUGUGUUGACAAGUGUGAGCCUCUCAUUAUUCAGGGUAUUGUCUCCAAGUUUCAUAUUUUCGUGCACAACAAUAGCUAGCAAUUUUGCAUAUGUCAAAUGCAUUGUUAGUUACUGCUGUUCACGUGAAGAUGAAACUUGGAGACAAUGCCUUGAAUAAUGAGAGGCUUUCUCUUGUAAUGACGAGACUUCCAAUAAAAAAGCAGCGAAUUGUAGCCGUUAUUUUACUGCCUUACAAUGUAUCAAUAAUCUUGAAACUAAUAGGUCAUAUAAAAGGAAGGUUAAUCUCAAGAAUCUCAAAUUUUUUAAAAAAUCUAUCGAGCGGUUUAAAAGUUAUUCGCUAAUUUGAUAAAGAAGACCAAAAUGUUUACAAAACCGCUAACAAGAGCGCUUCGAUACAUACUAAGCAAACCCUUCUUUCUAGCAAUCGGUUGGAGCUGUCUAAAUGAUCUUUCACACACGUUUUUAAAAAGAUUGAAACUACUAUGAGGUGAAAUUGCAUGUCAAAAGCUCUUCAUUUUUUACAGAUAACGGCCAAACAACAAUAUUGUCCAUUUUUUACUGUGUUUCUAACCAUAAAAACUUCAUCCCAAAAUAUCUCGAUAACGCUCUUACAGAUUUCGCUUAAACUUCACGAACAUCGAGGCUGCUAUUGGAGGAAAAAGCUCCCGUGAACGAUUUUGGAAAAACAGUUCCUAGUGCCGAGAUAUACUGCUGCAAGUAAAAUAGGUAAUAGCGUCAUUUCGUUGCUAUGACAACUCCGAUGACGUUGCAACCCUGAUCAUAACAAAUUUUCAUCUUUAUCUAAUACAACUGUGGUGGCAAUUUUUUCAAAACUUUGUUUGUGGCGACGUAGUUUAUGCUCAAACUUGGGAGGUAUUGACCCUGAAAAACUGUAUCGAGCCACCUUAAAUUUCAUGAACGUGCGUAGGAAGACAUACCUUGUUUGGUCUGUAAUAGCGUUCUUUCUUUUGCUCAUGAAUCUUUUCUAGCCGGGAAUCCUACUAACGGGUCAUGAACGCGGGUGGAUAACACACUGUAAAAUCAGUAAAAUGCGGACAAAUUCUGUUAGUAAAAAAGGCCUCCUAUAUUCUUUUGUCGUACGGUGGCCAGCUCUAGUCAGGUCGUUUCGCUGUUUCAUGAAGCCGAUUCACUUCAAAGCAGUUUUUGUAUUGACGUAGAUUUCGACAUAUGGGAAGGGUGUAGAAAUGGGAAUUGCAGCGCAAGUAGAUCGGUUGCAUACACCAUUGCACUCCUGAGAAAACCUGUGGUCUCGGACCUGAGAAGUUCGAUGUCGCGUACAUAACGUAGAAAACAAUAAGAGCCUCCAAAUGUGUGUUUAUUUUCUUCUUUUGUGUAGGUGAAACAUUCCUCGUAAGGAAGAUUCCUGUGCAAAAAUAAUUCAGUGCACCCCUUACUGCUCUCUCUCUUCAAAGAUUUCUCUUGUAAGGAUUUCGGCAAACACCACAGUGAUCGUCAACUAUUAUACACUACUUAAACUCAUAUUUGUUUGUGAGCCGUUUUAUGGAUUAUCUUAAUUAUUUUACAGGAAAGCGAUGCCUCUUUGUGAAAACGAAGGAAUUUAUGUCAGGGAUACACAAAGUGGAGCUGUACGUACUUGGCUACUUUGUCUGUGAAGAACCUUAUAGAAGAUUGUUUGCAGUGGUUCCCUUUAAAAACGUCUUUUAAAUCAAUUGUACUCAUCAAUUCACGAUAUUUGCUUCGUCUCUGCUUAUUAUUUUCAAGGUGCGGGCCGUGAUGGGACCUCAGUCUUAUCUGCUAAAGGCAUAUGAAGAACUUUGGGUAAAAGAACUUAGUGAAGAUGUGGAAAAUAUUCUCAAGUGAGCAUUGGGCAUUUGUUCAUUGACAUUGCAUUAGUUAAAAUGUUGCAAGCUUGUUUUAAAAUCUAAUGAUUUAUAUAUAAAAUAUCUAAUAAUUAAUACAGAUAUGCGGUCCUCCAAAAAAUUCAAAGGUACUAAGCAAGCACAGCCCCUAAUGGAUUUGGGAAACUCGUUCCAUAGUUUCGGCGCCGCAACGCUAAACACCCGUCUCCUGAUGUUAAUAGCGAUUUACCUUUGAGAGGUACUGACAUAAACUGUGGUUUGAACGUAAACUAUGGACAUCUUAUGGCUUUUUGUAUCCGAGAUUAUCAGAUCACUAUUGUGUUACGGGCUAUAGAUAGCUUAAAAAAUAGUUAAUAAUAUAUCUUAACAUAAACGCGUUGUGUAACUAGCAGCCAGUGUAGAAAAUGUAAUGAUGGAGUUAUGUGGGAGCAUUUACUCUCUUGAAAUUUUAGGCGUGCGAGAUUAAAAGCGAUGAUUCUGGUGUACAAGCAAGUGCGCCCAUUGCAUUUUCUUGCGUGAGGAGAUUAACCCAGUUUUUCCUUUAUGCCAUUUUACCACGUAGACUAAAGAAAAUGCAAGAAAGACCACUCUCACUGACUUUGUCCUAUUUUGAGUGCCUCAGGGCUCUUUCAAAAAGCCACAACUUGCUGGCCGAAAUGGGCUUUGUCCGAGAAAUUUCCACUAUAAAGAAGAUAGUUUGAGAAUAGAUUGAUCCUGCUUGAGGUUUCUGAUUGUUAGUGAAAUUAUCUUUACGACUGGACUGGUCCCGCGGCCGGUCAGUUCUGACUAGUGGUAAGCGCAUCCAGUCUUGGUAUCAGAUUUAGCUGAUGCGGGGGGUAAAUUUGCCCCUACUCCCUCGAAAUCAGCUUUUUUUCUAAUGUCGAGGCAAGGAAGGGCCUUAGUCGAGUUCAUUUUAUCUCAGGUUUGCUUAAGAAACUGGUGAGUCUUUAAUUCUUCUUUACUUGGUAACUUAGGAGUGGAGGAGGUAUCGGUAGUGGGGACAUCCGCAAAAUGGCGUACUUUGAGUCAUCCAUGGAUCCAACAGUCGCAAGGAAAGGGGUGAGUAGUGCUGUGUAAAGGACUGAGCGAGUCUCCAAAGCUUCUUUCUAAUUCUCAAGCUGAAUUCCUCUUUGUUUUUUUCGUUUCUGGAAAGGGUCGCGACAAGACGCGUGUAAUUGUGUACCGCUGUCCAGGAAACACUGCCGUACAGGUAACUUGUAAUCAGUUAUUGAUCAAACGCGUUUUCCUUCACCAAAAUGUGAGAAUUAAUUUCGAUGUGGUAUGUGAAAAGUUCAUUCUAAUGCUUGCUAAAAUAUCGCGGACAAAGUUAGUCAUACGUACUGCGCGUUAGAAGGGUUCGCUUGCAUCCUUGCAUACAACAUUGAUAGAAGGGAGUUGAGGAGAGUAAGAUAAUAUAAGGUGAAAAGUGCUAUCCUUCAUCCUUCAUAGUACGUGACGUACCGCUGACCCACCUGAUCGCAUGUUUUCUUGUUUCCUCUUAGGUCUAUGAUUACCUCAGGAAAACAGCGAGGGUUAUUUUUGGUCCAGACCUUGUAAGUAAACAAUUAAACAAUUGUUUAUUUAAGUAGUGACUUUCAAAUGCUUUCAGAGUCUUCGUCUUAACGAUAAGGUUCCUUUUCCGUCGACUAUAAAAAGUAGUAUAGUCAAGGAUGUUUUAGGCCGUUUUUUGUUGUCCAUGUAGGGUCGAUGUGAGGUCGUCUGCUGUGUGGAUCGAUGCUUAUUUGCGGAAGAGGAGCCUUAGUAAUCGCGCUGCCUUUUCUUUGGCUAAAAUUCGAGAGUUAAUUUUGAAAAACAGCGCAACCUAAUCUGUUGCUAAUCUGUUGGUUGCGCACAAUGCAUGAUUUCUAAGAGCAGUGUCAAACUGAGUUCCGUGCGACGGUGGUUUAUCGUUAUUUUCUUUAAAGCAAGUAUAAUAAGACAAUGAUUGGAUUCGGUUUUUGUAAUAUCCGGAAUAAUCAGGGUCGCGUUAAGUGUUAGAUAACUAAAGAUUACCUCGACCUUGGUUUUUCCGGAUAUCACAAAAACCACGUCUAAAACUUGUUCAAAAUUCUACCUGCCGUCGGACGUGAUGACCGGACAGAUCAAAAUACCAUAUACUAUCAUUUUAAGGCAAUAUUAUGCGUUUCCGAAAAAGUUUCUGGUUUGUGCGACGAAUUGUGCGUCUGACUGUGUAACUGUGCUGUGGUUUUGCCAAAGGGCAAGUGCGACGGCUAAUCUUGUCAGUCAAGAUGUAAUGUGUUGUUUUUAGAAAGAUCCAAUUCACGCAGAAAAUACUUUUAAACUUACUUUACUGUCUUUUUCGGCAAAUUAUUACCAGUUAACAUCUUAACUUUCCUAACACAGACUUUUCUCGCUCAUUAAACUUUAUAAAAGUGUUAUACUUUGCACUGAUUGCUCCUGCCGCGCGAUGUACGGUCGGAGGAAGAUUUUGGAUGAGACGACAAAAACUCCUGCCUCUUCCUCUUGACAACAACAAUAACCAGGCUAGAAUGUACUUCUUUAAAAUAAUUUUAUGUCUGUCAUACUUUUUUAGGUUGUCCUUGGGCCACAUGAGAAUUUCAAUGUGCUGAGCUUGAGUGGUAAGUCUGUUUGGUUAUUGCUUCGUGUUUUUAAUAAUAAUGAACUUACCAACUGCAAACUUAAGUUGAUGUCACUUUGAUAAUAAAAUGUUCUCUACGGUCAUCGAAUUGUCUCGUUUUCAAACAAGGCCAGUAAGCCAUUUUCGAGAUCCUAAAGCUCUCACUUUCAAAACGAGGCUAAGUGCAAAACCUUUCUUGUGAAAACGAGUUAUAUUUGCAUGAGAAUAAAAAAUUAUUUGUAAUCCAUGGGUUUGUACCUAGCCUCACUUUGAAGCAGAAGCUUGGGACAACUCGGAUAUGGAAAGUUUGUGAUCAUAAUCUAUAAUUACUUACACCACAGGACCACAGGAUUCUAUCCUGGUUAUUUUUGUUCCUUUUCAUGAAUUCUACAUUAUAAUUCUACUGUGUCGUCAGUUUGACAUGCAUUACGGGCGCAAACCUUUGGUUUUCAUUUCUCCUGAGUAUUACGCUCGAGUCGUCCCAAGAAAUUUUAAGACAAUCCUUAUAAUGCAAAAAAAUUUUUUUUUUUUUUUUUUUUUUGGGGGGGGGGGAGGAGGUGCAAAAAAAAUAUUUUGUGGUAGAUGCGUAAAAAAAAAAAAUGGCUAGUCCCAAAAUAAUGCGCCAAAGGCAUUGCAAAUGAAACCGAAAAAGCCUGCAAGGGGAGCGAAGAACCCAAGCACAAGAGCCGGACCGAAGGCUAAACUGACGUUUGUUUGGUUUUUUUUUUUGUGAGGACUUUUGAGUAUUUUUUCAUAAAUAUUUAUUUGUUUUUUUAUUGUUAAUUAUUUCUGUGUCUAAAACUUUUUUUUUUUUUUUUUUUUUUUUUUUUUUUUUUUUUUUUCUUAUAUAUUUUUUAUAAAUUUUUUUAUUGUAAAAAAAUUUUUUUUUUUUUUUUUUUUUUGGGGGGGGGGGAGGAGGUGCAAACAAGAUAUUUUGUGGUAGAUGCGUAAAAAAUAAAAAUGGCUAGUCCCAAAAUAAUGCGCCAAAGGCAUUGCAAAUGAAACCGAAACAGCCUGCAAGGGUAGCGCAGAACCCAAGCACAAGAGCCUGAUCGAAGGCUAAACUGACGUUUGUUUGGUUUUUUUUUCUGUGAGUACUUUUGAGUAUUUUUUCACAUUAAAAAGUUACGCGUCGUCGUCUUUCGUUAACACAUGAAGGAUGAUGAAGAGAUAUUUUUGUAGACAGUCUCAGUCACCCCAUUGGACCAGUUUGUAAAUGGGGAAGUAUUGUAUCGUCUACAAAAGUUUGUCUGCGUUUACAAACCUUAACGAUAUUGUGUGGACGGAAGAUGAAUUUGGCGUGGUAAACUUGUCUUAUCUCUUAUAGCUGGGAAGCCUAAAAAGCCAAAUGCUUUAAAGACAAUAUGCCUGAUGCUUGGACCGGACUUUAUCACGGAUAUUAUAGAGGUGAGGAGAGAAAUGAAGAUUAUGAAGCUGAAGGAAAGAAAGGACACUAGAGUUUAAAAUAGACGCCUCAAGAGGUCAUUUUUACGAUGAUAAUCCUUUUAAUUAAUUUUCCUCUUUUCCUGUUUUAAAGUUCUGUCGGUGAGGUCGGUUAAGGCCUAAUUGCAGCAAAGAAGAAAAAAAGCAAAUUCUGCCAGCAAAUUCAAAUCUUCAAUUUAAAAAAAAAGUUGGAAUUAAUGAAUCGUUCCUGGAUUACUGAAUGAUCUCGGCAUUGCCAAAAAAGAAAAGAACUUGGAACGAAAUUGGAACGUCUGGUUGAAAUUUGCUUUUGGCUAAAUUGGCAGUGAAAGGGUUAAUCAUAACUAUAACAAAAUUCUCAAAUCUGAUUGGCUAUCAACUGUCCUGAUUUCAGCACCGAUAGAACAGCGUAAUAGGACAGUAAGCGUCAUGCCUGUAAUUUUUGGACACUACGCGCCAUCGUGCGCUCACUUAAAUCGCUUUUUUCACUGCUUGCAAAAAAGCCCUCGGAAUUUUUUGUGUUUUAAUUAGAAAAAAGCCUAAAAUAUCACAAAUUCUGUUAUAGUUAUAAUUGAUUGGUAACAGAACUUCGUGUUUUCUAAUUCGUUCUGUAAUCUUACUCGUGAUUAAACAAUUUUGUUAAUCACUCGUUUGAUUAAAGACCGAAUUGGACUCCACUCAGUCUUAUUAGCAUUAUUAAUCACAUAAUAAUAUAGUAUUUUAUCUUUUUUUUUUCUCUUUGCAUUUCAGGUAGAAACGAGUGACCACGCUCGACUGAAGAUAAAGAUCGCAAUGAACAACUUCUUUGAGGUAUACCAUCAACAUCAUCAAGCAAUGGCUCAGUAAUGAAUCUAUCAGGUUUCUUGUCAUUUGUAGACAAUAUUAUCUCAUCAUCUCCUUCAUAGUUAACUAUUACCGAUUUGCUGUUUUUCUGUUUACCAGACUAACAUUUCAAGGUGUCUUGUGAUUUCAAGGUACCUUAUUCUUGCUAAUUUUCGCGCUUACUUAAUUUCGCGAACAUUCGUUAGCCGGAUUCCGCGAGUCCUAAUUUUCGCGUUUGCGAACAAAACUAGAGAAAAAGCGUUCUAAAUUUCGCGAUUUUCUCUUUGUUUUUAUUUUCGUAAAUCCUGAACAGAGGGCACUUGUCACAAAUCAAUAAAACUACAUAUUUCAAACACGUCAAAGCAAGAUAAUUAUUAUUGUAAACUUACAACUGCCCUACAUAUAACCUUAUGGACAAGACAAAAUAUGACUUUGCUGCGUAUGUUGUCUAUUCAAUGUACGCUUCAGAACUUAAAACGCAACUUUAGAUGUUAAGUAAGUGUGCACAGUUCAAAAAACACCGAGACUCAGAACAUUUUAAGAAUUGUUAUUGUUUUGUUUUCGAAAAUGGUCAUUAAAUUUCGCGCAAUCUUUUGUUUGCGCGUAUUGAAUUUCUCGAAUUUUUUAAAAUCGCGAAAAUCGCGAAAUUUAAUACUCGUGAAAAUUAGAAAGAAUAAGGUAAUUUUGCACGUUGCAAAAUAAUGAUCCAGAAUAUCUUGACAGAGCCCCUUUAGGACUGGAAGAAUAAUAGCCAUUUCUUGUCCUUUUUGUAGGUUGAAAGGGGAAAUGAAGAUUCUGAACAAGCCAUUUUUUCUGUACCAGAUUACAUUGGACACGCCUGCAAAAGUGUUGGUACAAAAUUAUCCCUUUUUUUCUUGUACUCAGUCGCCUUGUACUUCGCCCCAGGCUCCCAGGACAGGAGGCCUCCGGUCCCGGCCUUUAUUAAGGGAUUAAGGGAAGGCUAGAACAGUAAAAUUCAAAUAUGUUGUAAAGUUAAAAAGGUACUUUGUAAACAUUUAUUUUAUCAUACAAAUAUAACUCUUGGCGAGAGACAACACGCCGUCGAUUCAUAGCAAGUUAUUGAAACCAGCCAGCAUCUGCUUGAGCCUCGUUAUGUAACUGUAUUGUGGAACACAGUCGCGAACAAAUGAAAAACAACAACCGUUCUGUAUUAUCGUAGGUUACCGGGGGAACAUUGUUCACCCGACACUGAGGGUCUCCGUCACUAAUCAUCAAUACAUAGUUCGACUCAAAUGAAGAUUAGUUUUUCUGUGGAGUACUUGCCCCAGUUAUUCAAAAGGUGGAUAGCACUAUUCAGUGGAUAAAUCACUAUCUAAUGGAUAACGCAAUUAGUUUUCGUAAUACUCAUCCUUUGGAAAGCGCUAUCCAACUUUUGAACAACCGGGGCCUGGAAUACAUUGGAAUAUAAAAAGUAAAUAGAAAAUAUUAAAAUUCAUACUUGGCUCCGAGGCCUUAGGGGAAUGAAACAAAAGAAAAGUGUUAUUCAUUGCUGUAGCCUCUACACAGAUGUUGUUUUAUUUUUAAUUUCUUUUCGUCCUUCGUUCUUUUCGAAAACAUUGGUGAGCACGCGAUUGAAGCGAGCGCGCGAGAACUCGCAGCCAGGAAUGAAUUUUAAUAUAUCGAAAUUGGUCUAAAUUGAUGUAAGUUCUGGUCUCUCUGUAGCGAGCAGGAUCCGUGGUAUGGUCGCACAAGUGCCUUUUGAUGAAUUUCACCGCUAUUCUACAUCUGUGAUCAAGAAAGCUGUUUUUGGUGUGGAUAAAGAUGGAAAAAUCAAACAAAGACUGCGAUUUGAUGCNUCUAAGUUAAUGUAAGUUCUGGUCUCUCUGUAGCGAGCAGGAUCCGUGGUAUGGUCGCACAAGUGCCUUUUGAUGAAUUUCACCGCUAUUCUACAUCUGUGAUCAAGAAAGCUGUUUUUGGUGUGGAUAAAGAUGGAAAAAUCAAACAAAGACUGCGAUUUGAUGCCAACCAACUUGUGAGUUAAUAAAAAUCUCUGUUAUUUCAGCCUCCAAAUCUUUGGACCUGAUCCUCAGAAGACGAGGAAAUUAAAAAAUUAGAGGAUUUUGUUUUUCCCAUUUUUUGUCCAUUUUCUAUCCACGCCUUCACUGUUCUCAUUCUUCAUUCUCUCUCUUAGGGGAAGGGUAUUUUCUGGUCAUUAUUAACUGCUAAAGACGGUCUCGUUUCUAUCCAAAAGACCGAGUUCUUUUUGCGAUUAUAACCUAAGUUCUUGUUAUAGUAAAAAGAGCACUUGGUGAUGAGAGAUACAGUGUGAUGUGUUUUCCAAAGGAUGUAAAUCUGAAGCGGGAGUUUUCAAACGUCAGGAGGGAUCUUUGACUCUCUCACAGUUCAGAAACACGCGCUACACAGGCCCUGGCUUCCAGGAAACCAAUUCAAGGUCACAAGAGAAUUUUUAAGUUGCUUUUCGAAAGAAUAUUCUCCAAUUAUUCUGUAAACGUUUUGAAAUUACUUUUUCUAGUAUGGACAGUAUUACUUCGCAAGCUAUGGGAGUCGACUUAAUGUAAAGUGCAUGUGUUUUUUUUUUAAGGUGGUGACUAACGUUGACAUCCAGAGCAUAGAGCCCGUUGAUCUGCACAUGAGUGAAAGCCUCAGUAAAUCUGUGCAAAUGGCCAUCGAAAUUUCCACCAAGUAAGUUUGGUAAUGUCCUUACAGAGAGGCAUUGGAAGCCAUCUCUUGUAUACUAAAUAUCACAUGUGAGAAAGUAGUAUAAAGUCAAUGAGCUCUGCAACUUUGAAUACGUUGAUUGGUCCUGACUGUUCAUAACCUCUGCUGCUUUUUCGUAAAAGGAUUCUUCUUCCCAUAAUGCCUUGUACAUCUCUCGUUCCUAGUACCUCGCGGUGUCAAUUGCGAUCUCACAAAAAAACCUGUAGAGGAGGUUGCAUUCUCAUCAAAAUCUUGCACUUAUGACCUCAGAAUUGAAGAAUUCUUUUAUCAUGUGAGAACCAGAUCACCCUACAGAAAGAUAGACGAAGGACAGUCUCCUUGCAAUAAUAUUGCAAUUACUUGUUAACCCUUUGAAUAUACACAUACAAAUUCUCCAAACUGAUCUCUAUACAUUUGAUUAAAGAUCAAGGCAUUUUCUCUCACGUGAUCAUUUUAUUAAUUCUCACAACCUAAUCUGUUAACAAUGUAUGGAUACUACUAGGAGAAAAUUGAUGUUGUUCACCAUUGGGACUUAAAGGGUUAAACUAGUUCAUUUUUUUAUUUUUUCGUUCACAUUUUUCCAACUCAUUCUCAUGAUAAUAUCUGUUUGUAAUCGAGUGGGUUGCCGUUGCUCGUGCUCGAUCGUCUUCCUAUUAACUCUGCCUUAAUGCACAGUUCACAUGCGCACCUUGAGAGGUGUCUGUUGUAAACUUAAACCAGUUUUUAUGUGGGCAAAAAAGUGAACUUCGGUACCAUGCAGCCAGGCAUGCUGGCACUGACGCCAUACAUUACACUGGUUAUUCGGCUAUAUCUGUUGGAUUCACUAAACUCCAGUCUAGCAAUUUUAGUUCUGGUACGCGAUUUUCUAAACUGGGCGUGAACCAUAUUCUUAGUAUGAAUCACUUGAAUUGAGCAUUAGUGCAUACUAGAAAGAGGACAAAAGUCAGAGAAAGUGGUCCUUUGUCCUGUUUAUAAAGUUCCUCCCCUUUCCAAACCAACUUGUUGAAGCUAAACCAGUUAUUGUAAAUGCGUGCAAUGGAAGGCGUUUUAUCUCCUUUGCGUGCUUUUUUCAUCCGAGGUCUAUUGAGCGAGCAGCAGAACACGAAGCGAAGAGAACAGAACAGAUGGCCAAAGGAAUGUUAGAAAGACAGAAACUCACCAACGAGAAGGUCAGUCGCGUCUCCUGAUAAUCAAAAACAUUCUGAAGCCGAUCGGCAACGUGUUUAUCACCAGCUCUUAAUUCAGUGAACACCCUAUGAUUUUCGUCUAAGGAUCUGCUUGAUUCAAGGUAGUUCAUAAUUUAUGAAGUGACGCAAUAAAGCUCCUCUUCCUGUCUUUUAGAGGCAGUGGGAUACAGCACCACAGAUCCCAGAAUUCCGAUGUACAUCACACUCCCUUCACGUGCCAGGGCCAGAGAGCGCCUGCCUUAUAACUGUGUUCACUAAGAAGCCCGCGGUUUAUCUACGUAAUAUGAGGGUUAAAAGUUCGUCGUAUUUGUAGGACGCUGUUAUCUCAGCCGUGCCCUAUAUUUAUUAUCAUUUAUAAUUUGAUAUUGGUUGGCCGAGUUUUACACCUCUCAGGUACUCUCUUGUUGAAAAAGAACAAGAGAAGAGGCGCUGAACUGUUGGCUCGCAAUCAUAUGUAUAAUAGCCGACUGCGAGCAGUCUCCCUUUUUCUUCAGAUUUAGUAAGCGGAGUGCACUCGCGCGAAAGCCUCUCCCGUCUCGCGCCUUUCAUCACGCACGUGGUCAUUUUCAUGUCUCGCGCGUUUCGCUCGACGCACUAAGGAAAAACAGGGAAUGCUCGUGGUCUCUAUGUACAAUCUCUUUCCCUUGUUUCAUUUUACUUGCGUGUUCUCUUGGUUCAGAUAGUUUGCUGCUCUAUAUUUAAGUUAGUGUUAAUCUAGAUUUUAAGUAUAUAUAAUUUUUAUUUUUAUUUGCAAGGAAGCUGAAAAUGCGCGGGUGAGUUUAUUUGAACUAAGAGCUAUCACCGCUGCUGUCGAAUCUUCCGGACAGAAGAAAGCUGAAGCACAGGUCAGCAAAGUGAUUUUUUCUUCCAUUGUUAGCAGUCAGUAUAUUUGUGAGUACACUGAGCGUCUGUGGCUCAGAAAGGGAUAUACCUCUGAAAAACAAAUGCCCGACAAUCUCAUAAAAGUGUUUGCCUCGAACUCUUGGUGUCGCCAGUUGAUAAAUAAUUGAUAUCCUUAUGCACUACGUGUCUUAGACAGUCAGUGCUCGCGUUUAAACUUAGUUUGAAGGUUUCAUUUAAAGCUAUGUUCUUCACAUUUAGCAGUUUGUUUACAGGUUGUGAUUUUAACUUAUUUUUAUAAAGCUGCUUAUUACAACAAAUGAAACCCGGAAAUUGCUUAACCAUGAACAUUUUUUUUAAUAGAAUAGUGCAACCUCGCUAAACUGUAUUCUUUCGCUCAGUACGCGUUUCUCUCCCCAUGGGUACAGUAUACAAACGCGCCCUCGACUGCAGUACAUGAUUGUGACUUACGAUGAGCGUUACCAGAACUACUUAUUAUUAGGGAGUAACUUGUACUCUGUUACUUUGUUUUCUUAAAAAAACAAAACCUGUAUACUUCGACAGGCUCAAGCCGAGCGGUUACUGAUCGAAGGAGAAAGUGCGAUCGAAGGUAUGAAAUUGUGUUUCCAACAACUUUAAACCUUGUUACCGCUUUUUAUUGCAAAAAUACAGGUUAGAUUUUUUCGAUACAGAUAGCAGGAUCCGUGGUAUGGUCGCACAAGUGCCUUUUGAUGAAUUUCACCGCUAUUCUACAUCUGUGAUCAAGAAAGCUGUUUUUGGUGUGGAUAAAGAUGGAAAAAUCAAACAAAGACUGCGAUUUGAUGCUAACCAACUUGUGAGUUAAUAAAAAUCUCUGUUAUUUCGGUCUCCAAAUCUUUGGACCUGAUCCUCAGAAGACGAGGAAAAGUUGAACCCGGAAUUAAAAAAAUUAGAGGAUUUUGUUUUUCCCAUUUUUUGUCCAUUUUCUAUCCACGCCUUCACUGUUCUCAUUCUUCAUUCUCUCUCUUAGUGGAAGGGUACUUUCUGGUCAUUAUUAACUGCUAAAGACGUUCUCGUUUCUAUCUGAAAGACCGAGUUGUUUUUGCGAUUAUAACUUAAGUUCUUGUUAUAAAAAGAGCACGUAGUGAUGAGAGAUACAGUGUGAUAUGUUUUCCAAAGGAUGUAAAUUUGAAGCGGGAGUUUUCAAACGUCAGGAGGGAUCCUUAACUCGCUCACAGUUGAGAAACACGCGCUACACAGGCCCUAGCUUCCAGGAAACCAGUUGAAGGUCACAAGAGAAUUUAAGUUGCUUUUAGAAAGACUAUUCUCCAAUUAUUCUGUAAACGUUUUGAAAUUACUUUUUCUAGUAUUGACAGUAUUACUUCGCAAGCUAUGGGAGUCGACUUAAUGUAAAGUGCAUGUGUUUUUUUUAAGGUGGUGACUAAUAUUGACAUCCAGAGCAUAGAGCCUGUGGAUCUGCACAUGAGUGAAAGCCUCAGUAAAUCUGUGCAAAUGGCCAUCGAAAUUUCCACCAAGUAAGUAUAGGUAAUGUCCUUACAGAGAGGCCUUGGAAGCCAUCUCUUGUAUACUAAAUAUCGCGUGUAAGAAACUGGUAUAAAUUCAAUGAGCUCUGCAACUUUGAAUACGCUGAUUGGUCCUGACUGUUCAUAGCUUCUGCUGCCCUUUCGUAAAAGGAUCCUUCUUCCCAUAAUGCCUUUUGCAUUGCUCGUUCCUAGUCCCUCGCGGUGUCAAUUGCGAUCUCGCAAAAAACUUGUAGAGGAGGUUGCAUUCUCAUCGAAAUCUUGCACUUAUGACCUCAGAAUUGAAGAAUUCUUUCGUCAUCUGAGAACUAGAUCACCCUACAGAAAGAUAGACGAAGGGUAGUCUCCUUGCGAUAAUAUUGCAAUUACUUGCUAACCCUUUAAAUAUACACAUACAAAUUCACCAAACUGAUCUCUAUACAUUUGAUAAAAGAUCAAGGCAUUUUCUCUUAGGUGAUCAUUUUAUUAAUUUUCACAACCUAAUCUCGUAACAAUGUAUGGAUAUUACUAGGUGAAAAUUGAUGUUGGUCACCAUUGGGACUUAAAGGGUUAAACUAGUUUAUUUUUUCGUCCACAUUUUUCCAACUCAUUCUCAUGAUAAUGUCUGUUUGUAACCGAGUGGGUUGCCUUUGCCCGUGCUCGAUCGUCUUCCUAUUAGCUCUUUCUUAAAUGCACAGUUCACAUGCGCACCUUGAGAGGUGUCUGUUCUGAACUUAAACCAGUUUUCAUGUGGGCAAAAAAGUGAACUUCGGUACCAUGCAGCCAGGCAUGCUGGCACUGACGCCAUACAUUACACUGGUUAAUUGGCUAUAUCUGUUGGAUUCACUAAACUCCAGUCUAGCAAUUUUAGUUCUGGUACGCGAUUUUCUAAACUGGGCGUGAACCACAUUUUUUAGUAUGAAUCACUUGAAUUGAGCAUUAGUGCAUACUAGAAAGAGGACAAAAGUCAGAGAAAGUGGUCCUUUGUCCUGUUUAUAAAGUUCCUCCCUUUUCCAAACCAACUGAUUGAAGCUAAACCAGUUAUUGUAAAUGCAUGCAAUGGAAGGCGUUUUAUCUCCUUUGCGUGCUUUUUUCAUCCGAGGUCCAUUGAGCGAGCAGCAGAACACGAAGCGAAGAGAACAGAACAGAUGGCCAAAGGAAUGUUAGAAAGACAGAAACUCACCAACGAGAAGGUCAGUUGCGUCUCCUGAUAAUCAAAAACAUUCUGAAGCCGAUCGGAAACGUGUUUAUCACCAGCUCUUAAUUCAGUGAACACCCCAUGAUUUUCUUCUAUGGAUCUGCUUGAUUCAAGCCAGUUCAUAAUUUAUGAAGUGACGCAAUAAAGCUCCUCUUCCUGUCUUUUAGAGGCAGUGGCAUGCAGCACCACAGAUCCCAGAAUUCCGAUGUACAUCACACUCCCUUCACGUGCCAGGGCCAGAGAGCGCCUGCCUUAUAAUUGUGUUCACUAAGAAGCCCGCGGUUUAUCUACGUAAUAUGAGGGUUUUAAAAAUUCGUCGUAUUUGUAGGACGCUGUUAUCUCAGCCGUGCCCUAUAUUUAUUAUCAUUUAUAAUUUGAUAUUGGUUGGACGAGUUUUACACCUCUCAGGUACUCUCUUGUUGAAAAAGAACAAGAGAAUAGGCGCUGAACUGUUGGCUCGCAAUCAUAUGUACAAUAGCCGACUGCGAGCAGUCUCCCUUUUUCUUCAGAUUUAGUAACCGGAGUGCACUUGCGCGAAAGCCUCUCCCGUCUCGCGCCUUUCAUCACGCACGUGGUCGUUUUCAUGUCUCGCGCGUUUCGCUCGACGCACUAAGAAAAAACAGGGAAUGCUCGUGGUCUCUAUGUACAAUGUCUUUCCCUUGUUUCAUUUUACUUGCGUGUUCUCUUGGUUCAGGUAGUUUGCUGCUCUUUAUUUAAGUUAGUGUUAAUCUAGAUUUUAAGUAUAUAUAAUUUUUGUUUUAAUUUGCAAGGAAGCUGAAAAUGCGCGGGUGAGUUUAUUUGAACUAAGAGCUAUCACCGCUGCUGUCGAAUCUUCCGGACAGAAGAAAGCUGAAGCGCAGGUCAGCAGAGUGAUUUUUUCUUCCAUUGUUAGCAGUCAAUAUAUUUGUGAGUACACUGAGCGUCUGUGGCUCAGAAGGGGAUAUACCUCUGAAAAACAAAUGCCCGACAAUCUCAUAAAAGUGUUUGCCUCGAACUCUUGAUGUCGCCAGUUGAGAAAUAAUUGAUACUCUUAUGCACUACGUAUCUUAGACAGUCAGUGCUCGCGUUUAAACUUAGUUUCAAGGUUUCAUUUAAAGCUAUGUUCUUCACGUUUAGCAGUUUGUUUACAGGUUGUUAUUUUAACUUAUUUAGAUAGAUAGAUAGAUAGAUAGAUAGACAGACAGACAGACAGACAGACAGACAGACAGACAGACAGACAGACAGACAGAUAGACAGAUAGAUAGACAGAACCAGAACUACGUAUUAUUAGGGAGUAACUUGUACUCUGUUACUUUGUUUUCUUAAAAACAAAACCUGUAUACUUCGAUAGGCUCAAGCCGAGCGGUUACUGAUCGAAGGAGAAAGUGCGAUCGAAGGUAUGAAAUUGUGUUUCCAACAACUUUAA
Molecule: messenger RNA, 24075 nt
Organism: Porites evermanni
Lineage: Eukaryota; Metazoa; Cnidaria; Anthozoa; Scleractinia; Poritidae
Source: the annotation of a GenBank genome assembly